GUCACCAACGUACGUAAAUAAUCAGCAUCUGGAAAGGGACGGGUAUUUAAAUUUUCUACACACAGAAGUUCAACGAAUGUGGCUCUAACUUUGGUUAUUUUUGUGGUUGUUUCCAGAGAAGUGAAGCAUUUUAAUCGUCAUAAUGCAUCCCAGUUUCAGAAAGAAACAUGUUAUCAAACUUCUGUGCCGGUUUUGUGAUUCCUACGUGUGUAGAAGAGGCAUGAAAGCGGUUUUGUUGGCCGACACAGCAGUGGAAUUGUACUCGACAGAUUCGCCUAUUUCUGGCAAAGUCAGCAGUGUCGGCAAAAGUUAUUCGACCAAAAAGUGCACCUGCAAAAUCUGUGAUGUCGCCUGCACAAGUUGUGGUAAUAUUUUAGGGUACCAUGUUAUGUUGCCUUGCACCUCAUGCCUUCAGUCUUGCAAUAAUGGCCAUCUCUGGAUCUUCAACAGCAACACAGUAUGGGCUGAGAGCAGAUUAAACCAAUCAGCCACAGAGAUGCUGAAAUGGGACAGCUUGCCCGACGCUGCAUCAGAGCAAGAUUCGGAACUUGACGAGUGGGACAACUACUUUCAAGAGAUGGAGUGCUGCCGAUGACACAGGAUAUUGCAUCUUACUUUUUUGUGUUUUUUUCUACCGUAAACUUUUCUAAAUGAUGGGGGGAAAAAAGGAUACCUAUAUAUACAGUGAAAGGGUACAGAUGUGGGCCACUCCCAAAAUGUUCGGAAUCGAUGCUAAGGAGCCGAGGAACUGUUUGGAAUCUAUUUUAGAUUUCCUAAGCCAAAAAAAACUUGUGUAGUACCCACUGAAUUUUUCUGAAUGAUGGGGGGGGGGGGAAGGAUAUAUACAUUCAAAGGGUAGGCUAGGGUGAAUCCCAAACUUUAGGGAAUCAAUGUUAAAGAGACAAGGAACUGUUUGGAAUUUAUGUCAGAUUUCCUCAGCAAAAACAGGGUACCCAUGUACACUUUGUACAGUCAAAAGAGUAUGCUUGGGCAACUCCACAGUUUUUUGUAACCGAUGCAGAAAGUCAAGAUACUGUUCAGUAGCUGUUUCAAAUUUCUACAGCUAAGACAAGGAAUCUCUCCUUAUAUUCCACUCGGCGUGUAACUCGGAGAAUUGUCCACUAACAGGUACAUCUGAACCUGAUCUGUUUUCAUGUUUAAAAAAAAAUGUAAAUUUGUAUUUCAUUCGCCAGAAAGAGAAAUUAGCCAGUUCGGGCGAGGACCAUUAGUCGACUAGUGGUUGAUUUGUGACGCAGCCUGCACACUUAUAGCAACGUGCAAGCGUCUCUAGUCAAACGCUAGUUUAAACAUCGGCACAAAACGUCUUGAUCCUGGCUCCCUGCUUUGCAAUAUGAUGCCCGCGGCCAAUGGUAACCAGUGGUGUAACCGUGCCUUGUGGUCCGCUUUCAAAUAGUCGACUAGAGCAGUCCAACCAUCCUGUGUCUGGGUGAAGUUAGUCAAACUAUGGUGAAGCACAAUCCUCGUCCGAACUUGCUCUGAUUUGUAUAUAACUGAUCAAAUGGGAUUUUUUUUUUUUUAAUAUGUACAAGCAACUCAGUUAAUUCAGGAGCAUCGUAUCUAAAAAUUAACUUUUGUGGUUCUAUUUUUAAUCAUUAAUACUUAGAUAUGUUGGCUUAUUUGUUAAAAAUUCUGUACAUUUUGUAAUAUAUUGCCUUUUUUUUUAUCUGCUUCACUAGCAA
Messenger RNA from Patiria miniata (bat star), 1700 nucleotides. Its product is annotated as protein FAM72A-like. NCBI's taxonomy places the organism in Eukaryota, Metazoa, Echinodermata, Asteroidea, Valvatida, Asterinidae. The transcript has 4 exons. Bases 143 to 595 code for a protein of 150 amino acids. The record is from RefSeq and is a predicted model, not a curated record. Gene Ontology annotation, cellular component: cytosol.